AUGGCUUGCUGUGUUCCCUGCUGCUGCAGCGUCCCCACCGGCCCUGCCACCACCAUCUGCUCCUCGGACAAAUGCUGCCGGUGUGGAGUCUGCCUGCCCAGCACCUGCCCCCAUGACAUCAGCCUCCUUCAGCCCACUUGCUGUGACACCUGCCCCCCACCCUGCUGUCAGCCUGACACCUACGUGCCAACUUGCUGGCUGCUCAACUCUUGCCACCCAACUCCCGGGCUGUGUGGGAUCAAUGUGACGACCUACGUGCAGCCUGGCUGUGAAAGUCCCUGUGAGCCUUGCUGUUAG
Molecule: messenger RNA, 297 nt
Organism: Pteronotus mesoamericanus
Lineage: Eukaryota; Metazoa; Chordata; Mammalia; Chiroptera; Mormoopidae
Product: keratin-associated protein 3-1
Exons: 1
Coding region: 1-297 (98 amino acids)
Cellular component (GO): keratin filament
Molecular function (GO): structural molecule activity
Source: RefSeq, a predicted model, not a curated record